This is a messenger RNA of Acanthopagrus latus (yellowfin seabream), 2180 nucleotides long. RefSeq names its product C-type mannose receptor 2-like. Bases 757 to 1866 code for a protein of 369 amino acids. The record is from RefSeq and is a predicted model, not a curated record. NCBI's taxonomy places the organism in Eukaryota, Metazoa, Chordata, Actinopteri, Spariformes, Sparidae. The transcript has 5 exons.
CGUCUAUCGCUCAUCUUUCUCUCCCUGAGGUCUCCUCAGAUUUGACUUCCUAUAAAAAAGUUUUUAUUCAUGUCUUUAUCUCCUGACCUGAAUCGAGGGUCUGAGGACAAAGGCUGUCAUCCGCCUUAAAAACAAACGUUAAGCCCUCUGAGGAAAACUGUAAUGUGUGAUUUCAGGCAAUAAUAAAUAAUAGAAAUAAAAAAAAACCUUCUAUUUCCAUAUUUUAUGUUUAAAGCAAAUUAAUAAUUGAUGAUUCCAUUUAUCUGCCUACUAUAUUCAGUCUCUCAGGGUUUCGUCUCCUGCUUUAGUGUUCACAGUUUCCUGUCCGAACAGCUUUAAUCAAGCAACGUUCCACCUGAGAAUUAACAUAAGUCCCGCCCACAGUGCAGCAGCAGGAGCUCUGAUUGGCCAGCUGCUGUGUGUUGGCAGGACUGUGACUGAUGAGGCGGCACGCUGCUCACAUGUCUUCAGUUAAGCACUUUCAUGUGAAAUGUGUUCAAAUACGUCAUGAAAACACUCUUAGAAACUCUCUUCAGCUCCCUGAGUGCUGACAUGAAGUAUUUACAGCAGGGUUACACUAUACUGUACAGCUGUUUCUGUUAUUUUGUCCACGCCUGGUGCACUGAACCACUGUUGUGUCUGCUUUGAUUAUGAUUUGCAUGUUGACCUUUAUGUUCCUGUGUGUUAUUAGACUGCAGCACAAAGCUUGAGUGAGAGCAGCUCUACAGUUAGUUCAGCCUGAGCAGACAAGCAAAGAUGCAGUGGAGCCUGUUUCUGCUCCUUCUGAUGGGUCAGUGUUCCCUCUUCACAUGUCAACUCUAUAAAUACCACUUCAUUAAUAAGAACAAGAGCUGGUAUGAAGCCCAGGAGUACUGUAGACAGAAGUAUACAGACCUGGCCUCAGUGUAUAGACAGACAGACAUCAACACACUGCAAACUGCCAACAAACAAGACAAAGAAGCCUGGAUUGGACUGUACAAUGAAACUGUAACAAACAAAGCUGACUGGGAGUGGCGCUGGUCUCAGGCAGAGGUGAAGUACACUGAAAAUCAGACAAACUGGAAAAAUGGAGAACCCAAUAAUGCAGCAGGUAGUGAGUACUGUGUGGUCAUGAGCACUGACAUGAACAAAUGGGUGGAUAUCUCUUGUACGUCGCCACACCAUCGAUUUAUCUGCUAUGAUGCAAAUACUACAUCUGACAGAUUCUAUGUGAUUGAAACACAGAUGACCUGGCUACAGGCCCAAAAUUACUGCAGAGAGAAUUACAAAGACCUGGUCAGUGGAAAAACACAGCUGGAAGACCAACAACUAACCGGGAAGCUUCAGGAUAACACAGAUUAUUGGAUCGGCCUGUUCAGAGUCACCUGGAGGUGGUCUGAUGGGAGAAGUUCCUUUGUCAGACCCUGGAACCAAAUCUAUUCUGACAGUGAGCCAGACAACAAAUGUGCUACGCUGGAUAAAGAAGGCAGAUGGAGGACUGACAACUGUAACUCAACAAAACCUUUCUUCUGCUACAACGACAAAGUGAUCCUGGUCAAAGAGAACAAGACCUGGGAGGAGGCCAUCAAUCACUGCAGAGAGAAGUACAACGACCUGAUCUCCAUCACUGACGCUGAGCAGCAGAGCUGGGUCCAAGAGAUAGCCAAGAACGCCUCCAGUUCCCACGUCUGGCUGGGACUGCGCUUCACCUGCAUUCUGGAAGCCUGGUUCUGGGUCACCAACGAGAGGGUCGACUACAAGAACUGGGCCUCAAGCGUAAAGAUGGACGACUGCGACAUGUCUGGAGCCAUGGAGACAGGAGGAGAACACAAGUGGUACAAAGAGGACGAUAUGAGGGAGUUUAAUUUCCUCUGCUCUAAGUUUUGAAGCCUCCCUGUUUUCUGAUGGUGUAUUUCUCCUAAACAAGCUGACGUUGUGUGUGUUCUCUGGGUUUAUUCAGCGUGAGACAAAGUUAGAAUCUAAUGCUUGAAAAUCUGAAGUUAUGAUAUAAAAAUGCUUUGAUGUUUCUAAAAUGUGAGUGACUCUCUUGACUGCUGGAUGCCAAACAUGACAGCUGACAACAAACAGUGACUGUUUGUUUUUCCAUGAUGAUUAUUUUUCUCUCCAAGUGUGGAUAUUUUAGCAUCAUUAUAUCAUUUUUAUCAUUAGUAAAAUAUAUCAAAGUUGUGUUUUUACUUCCA